AUGCCAGCAAAUAACCGACACUUACACUUUGGGGUAAGUAAACCACGAUCAACCGCAUGGCAUCUCAAAAUAAAAGAACAAUACCGAAGCACUUCCAACAUUACGUGGUUGAGUGUUGUAGAAGUAAACCCGCCAUUGGUCACCUAUUUAGAGGAUUAG
Messenger RNA from Dictyostelium discoideum AX4, 159 nucleotides. RefSeq lists its product as hypothetical. The transcript has a single exon. The record is from RefSeq and is a predicted model, not a curated record. Bases 1 to 159 code for a protein of 52 amino acids. Lineage: Eukaryota; Evosea; Eumycetozoa; Dictyosteliales; Dictyosteliaceae.